AUGGUCUAUCAUCGAGGGUAUAUGCGUCACCUGACUCUAGUCAAGAUAGAAAUUCAGGUGGCUCCUUCUAGAUUCGGCGAAAACGAUGCAGUGAGACCAAGGGAGGAGUUUUUGUUGUCAAGUUUAGCUGUAUACACUCCUGCAUGA
Molecule: messenger RNA, 147 nt
Organism: Sclerotinia sclerotiorum 1980 UF-70
Lineage: Eukaryota; Fungi; Ascomycota; Leotiomycetes; Helotiales; Sclerotiniaceae
Exons: 2
Coding region: 1-147 (48 amino acids)
Source: RefSeq, a predicted model, not a curated record